AUAUCUGCGUAGUGAAAAGUGCACUUAAAAAGUUUUGUAAAAAUAAUUUUUUAAAAUUAACAAUAACUUUGUGACACUGUGAUUGAUUUGCCAUAAAACAAAGUAAUUCAAAAACGUUAUCAAAACUCUACGUACAUACAUAUAUGUGUACAUAUGUAUGUAUAUGUACAUAACCGUCAAUGCAAACUCACAAAACAGCUGCCAUUCGACAACCUUUCUGCCUUUCUUAACCCUAAAGCACACCCCAGCAGACUACAAAAGCCGUGAAGCAGCAUAUUUAUAUAUAUAUAUAUACAUUUUAACAAAUUCACGUAUGUUUUGUGUGUAUGUUUAUAUACUUAUGUGCGGAAAUAGUCAAGCAUGACUUCGCUGCGCCAUAAUCAGAGACGCAUCUAAACCAAAACUCAUACAUACAUACAUAUAUGUCAACAGCAACAUUAAAGCGCCACAAAAAUGUUGCAAGCCAUUGAAACGACGCCACAAAAAUACAACAACAAUAACAAAAUCUCAAAUACUACACUCUUACUGAACCACACGACGCCAAGCAGCAGCGCCACUAAGGCGCGCGCCACAACCGUCACACCCCCAACACCGCCAACACCAGCAAUAAAAACAACAACAGCAACAUCAACACCAACAACAAAUAACCAAAGUCAAAACGGUAACGUGGCUGAGGAGAAACAACAGCGCCGCCGUUCCACAUUCUACGUGCCCUUAGUUAUCGAAGACGACGACGACGACGGCGACCACGCCACACAGCUGUCCAAACAAGCGGUAGAGCGCAACAGUAGCUCGUCCCUGCAUGCGGAUAGCAGCAGUUUGGGUGGACAAUCGAGUGCCUCCAACGCCAGUACGACAAGCACGACGCCGGAACGUAAGAGUGUAGCGAGUAGUAGCGGUAGCCUCUCCGCCAGCGGCAGCAAGAGCAAAGCGGAAAAGAACAGUAAUAAUAAUAAUUUGAAAAAGUCCACAUCGCUAAAGAACGCCAGCGCAACAUCAAAGGUGGCAGCACUGCUCUUCGAACGCACCAAUAGCACUUUGGGGCUCGGCGGUAGCGGUAGCAGUAGUGCGAGUAGCAGCGCAACCAGUGGUGGUGUUGUGAAACGCAGUAGCGGAAAGAAAAUGUCACCACCCUGUGGUUUCAAUUGGACAAUUAGCGGCGGUGGCGCCACAGCCGAUACAGAUUUGGACGAGGAGAGCGAUGGCGGUGUGGCAGAGCAGGUCAAAAUCACGUCAAACACGAAAAAGGCGGAUAAGGAGAAGCUCAAACUGGGCCGGCUAACGCAGAAGUCGGAGAAGCGACACAGUACGAGCAGUAAGAGCUCAAUAGCAAGCAACGCCACAACGGCUUCACUAACAAACAAGUCGGUAGGCUCGAAAAGCAGCGUUAACGCGAAGACUAAACGUUAUGGCAUCGUCUUGAAUGGCAUAAGUUUGGACGACGAGCAUUUGCAAGCGACCAUGCAAACGACGACAGCAAACGUUAAGACCCCCACUGCAAAGACGACAACGCCCACAAAAUCGCAAAACCCAAGCAAUUUGGUUGAGUUCAGUGAGGACGAUAUCAUGCUGGCGACCCCAACUAAACAGGCGCGCAGCUCAAGAACCAGUCAUAAUAAUAACAAUAAUUGUAAUAGUAUCAGUGAUAACGGUAAAGAGCGCACAAAACAUGGCAAACGUGUCGGCAGCAAAAAUCGUGCCAACGCUAUGCACGACUCAAACAUAAAUAUUGGUGACAAUGAUACCACAAUGCAAACGAAUUUGGUGGAUACCGCCAUUGAUAAGAAGCGCACUAACGCGGCCGUAGACGCCGAGUGCGAGUACGACGAGUACGAGCGUGCCGACGACGACGGUGAGGGUGAGGGCGAGGGCGCGGUCGAAGGCUACGACGACGAUGAUGACUCAGAGAUAAGCCGCAUACAAACGAACACCUCGACGCCUAUCAAAAUGAUGAAAUCACGUUCGCGCACGAAUAUCUUAUCGGUGCCCAGCGUCGAACAACACAAUUUACUGAGCGUAGCGGCAGCAGCUGUUAAACCAAAUGCGCAGAAUAACAAUACAACACCGCUACUAUUGCGCGCCAAGUCUAAAACGCUACCACAAAAUUUAUCCCCUUCAGUUGUGCUACAACAGCCGGAGGCAUUGUUUGACGACGGCGAUACUGCAUUGGCGUACGCGACCCAAACGAAAGUAACGAAGCACACAACGACGGCGGGUGGUAGUGGUAGUGGCGGCACGAGCUCAACCCGCGCUGCUUUACGUCUCAUCGCGCCGUUAAGUAAAGUACAUCAUAACUUGUUUGGUGGCAGUGUUGCGAGUCAUAUCGGCGCUGGUGCUGCGUCGAACAGCGGUCAUAACGCGUGUGCUAAAGGUGGUCACCCAACUGUCACACAACAUAAUAAACUCGCGCACAGCUCAUCAACAUCACUGAUAACACAAACAUUUCCACCCAAACAUUUAUUCCUGCUCAAGUCCACGUCUAAGUUGCCCAUAAGUCAAUCGGGCUCCAGCGCAGAACAUACCAAAUCGAAGGCAACGAAAAGUUUUAGUUCUGAUACAACGAUUACCUCACCACCAGUGCAGGCUGCGUGCUCGUCGUCAGCGUCGUCGUCGUCAGUGGUGGUGACGUCACCAGCAAAGAAAUCACUCAGUUUUAUACGUCGCGCACAUUCAACGAAAUUGUCACGUAACAAUUCUCUACUCAAAUCGAUCGCCAGUCAACAUCAACAACACAUCCAACAGUCGUCAACCAACGCGUCCGCGUCCGCGUCUGCGUCGGCUAAUAUGAGUGGCGGGAAUUCGGUAAUCGACUGCUCGGGCAGUUGGGGUAAAGAUUUCUAUUUGAAUUAUGAUGUUUGUCCAUUGGCCUUGGAUGAGCUGGAAACAUAUUUUCGUUCGGAACAAUGUACGACAUUGAUACGGGAACGUUUUAAGAUAUUGGAUAUACCAUUGAAUUGCUCGGCAGCGGCUGAGUUACACGUUGAGCAACAGGAUAGCUCGUUGCGUGAGCUGGACACGACUUGCAGUAGUCAACAGCAGCUGAGGGAAACCGGCACGAUGACGUGUAGUGGUACGGCAGAAGACGAUGAUGCCGGACAUCAUUCGGACACUUCAUAUGAGAAGGCAUGUAGGCGUGGCUCAGCACCAGCGACACCCAUAUUGGGUCAAAAACAGCAACAACAAGAAAAUAGUACAACAUCAAGAUUAACGAAUUUCUUUUCAAAACGAUCAAAUCCGCUUAAACGUACAAAAUCAGUUACCAAAUUGGAACGCACUAAAAGAGGCUCUGGCGGCUUACGCGGCUCACGUUCGCAUGAGAGUUUGCUCUCCAGUCAUGCAGUCAUGUCGUCGAUCGAUCUCUCUUGCACCGGCGCAGUUGGUGUCGCACCAGUACAUCAAUCCGUGCUCGGCCGUCGUCAUUGUUUUCAAGUGCGUGGCGGCCCACGAGGUGAACGCUAUUACGCCUGCGGCUCGCGGCAGGAGCGCGAUCUCUGGAUAUACUCGCUACGCAAGUCGAUAUCACCGAAUGCCGAGCACACACGUCACACAGAUAAUUCGCUAAAGAUGUGGAUCUAUGAGGCGAAGAAUUUGCAACCAAAGAAGAAAUAUUUCUGCGAGCUUCACUUAGAUAAGGCGUUAUAUGGACGCACGAGCGUCAAGCUACAAACCGACUUACUCUUCUGGGGUGAAUAUUUCGAUUUUCCCGAUGUGCCUGACAUCAAUGUGAUCACGGUGAAUGUGUUUCGUGAGGUGGAAAAGAAGAAGAAGCGCGACAAACAUAUGUUUGUUGGUUCGGUGAAAAUACCAAUACACGAGGUGACCUCACGCAUUUUCUCCGAGGACUGGUAUCCGAUACUGAGUGAGAAAGCGAGCGACAGCCUAAAUCGCAAUGGUAAGGAAGUGAUACCGACGCUACGCAUUAAAUGUCGCUUCCAAAGCACGGAUAUCCUUCCCAUCAAUGUGUACGCCGACUUUCUCGAGUAUUUGAAGAAUAAUUAUAAGCGCGUGUGCGAAACGCUCGAACCGGUUAUCGGCGUCAAAGCCAAAGAGGACAUUGGGCAGGCACUCGUGCUAUUAAUGCAUGCGCAGGGCUUAGCUGGCGCCUUUCUCACCGAUGUUGUAGCGUUGGAUUUGUUACGUGUCGGCGAUCAGCGACUCACAUUCCGCGGCAAUUCGUUGGCCACGAAGAGUAUGGAAGCCUUUCUCAAGUUGACGGGCGAGCAGUAUUUACAGGACACGCUCUCGGCGCCGAUCAAUGAGAUUAUACAAUCGGAUCGCGAUUGUGAGGUGGAUCCGACAAAAGCAAGCGGUUCACUGCAACGUCAACAAGCGUCACUGCGUGCAGCGGUGCGCAGCGCCUGGCAGUGCAUUUACGAGUCACACAAACACUUCCCACAACAGCUGCGCACAUGCUUUGCGACCUUUCGCGAGCGUCUGCAGCAGUUGGGACGACAGGAUAUGGCGGAUAAUUUGAUAUCGGCCUCCAUCUUUUUGCGCUUUCUUUGUCCGGCCAUACUGUCGCCGAGCUUAUUCAAUAUAACCAAUGAGCUACCCUCCGCACGCGCCACACGCAAUCUAACGUUGGUCGCCAAAACGCUCCAAACACUUGCGAACUUCACGCGUUUCCAGGGCAAGGAGAGCUUUAUGGAGUUUCUCAAUGAUUUCCUCGAGCAAGAAGCGCCGCGCAUGAAAGAGUUCUUGCAGCAGAUCUCUACACGGCCUGAGCAUGCAGCACCCGAGUCCAUACUCGAUUGGGCGGGGUACAUAGAUCAGGGCAAGCAGCUCUCUAUAUUGCACAUACUGCUCAGCGAGAGCAUCACCAAGCUGCCGGAGGCGCGCCAACAUGAGCUCGAUCCACUGCAACACAUACUCGACGAGAUACGCAAAGCCAAAGAGAGCAACAAUUUCAUGCAGCACAUGCCACAUAUGAGCACGUCGCAUACGCCAACUGAGAAUCAGGAGAACCGCAAUCCUGACGAUGCGGCCAUGCAAGUGCAGCAGCAACAGCAGCAACAACAACACCAGCCCAUACAACAUCAAGCGCAGCUGGCGCAGCCACAACAUGCCAUCGUCACGAAGCCAAUAUCGGCCGAGCGCGGCAUUAUGCGCGGCGUGCUGACGCCGAGCUCGCUGGAGAAGAACAUCUUCCGCUAUAACGAUCCAACAGUGAAUGCGCUGCUACAGCAGCAACAACAGCAACAGCAGCAGCAACAACUCGCUCAUGGGCAUCAGUUACAAAGCCAGCAUACGGGCAUGGGCAGCAACAGCGCACUAGACAAGCGUCACUCGAACUCUCAAAGCUCCAUUGUCGGCGGCUACAUGAGCACGCAGCUCCAACACGCGCAGUCACAAAGUUCGCUCGCUUCGUCUUCCAUCAACGGCGGCGCCGGCGGCAGUAGUCACAAUUUACUCAUCUCCACCAACGUGCAGCAUCAUUGCCCACCAGCGCCUGCCGCUAGCGCUAGUAAUACUAUUGAACGCUUGCAUGUCGGCGGCGGCGGCGGUGGCAACAACGCGCACUACUACGGCCUUUUAGGCAGCAGUAACGGCAAUAUGUCAUCGUCGCUUGCGAGCAGCAGCAACUUGAGCAGUCACAAUGGCAAUGAUAGCGAUGGCAUGCUGCGCGCUACGACGCUACCACGCGGCAACAAUAACAACUAUGAAGAUUUGGCCAACGGUGAAUUCAUACAAAUUUCCGGCUUGGAUACGAACAGCGCCUUCGUGCGCAAGUCACCAACGCCCUUGCUGAAGGGUAAUGCCGCGCACUUACAGCAGCAACAGAUGGCAGCACAGCAACAACGUCAGAAGUUGCACAACUCGAACGUGAGCUUGGUGCUGAAUGAGCGCACACCGAGCAAACUUAAUCUCGGUAUACCGGAUCAUAGUGGUGGCGGUGCAGCAUCCUCGACGUCACACGCACACAAGUUGCCCGCAUACCAAAGACCACCGCCCGCAGCAGGCGCACACAUGCAUGCAACGCGCGACUCCAAUCCACAUCCGAACAUGCCCAUGAACUUAGAAGACCUGGAUGAUCUCUUCAAGUACGCCGAAGAGCAUGCCGUUGUGGGUGAGAUAGUCUCUGCAAACAAUGCGCAGGCGGGCGGCCAACAUGCGCUGAAAAAUGCGCGUGAGCAGUUGUCGGCCAAGAGUAGUCACUGCUCGUCGGGCUAUCAAAGCAUUGCCACAAAUCCGCCGUCGCAGUCGUCAAGCCCCAUCGAACAACAACAGCAGCAACAGCAACAGUUGCAGCAGCAAAAGAGUAUUGGCGGCAGCACGCCGCUCGCUUUCAAGAAUCCCACAUACCAGUUGCAGCAGCAACAGUCGGCAGGCGGCAGCGCCACAUCCGCGCAUCAUCACCACCACCAUCAUCAUCAUCAGCGCGUCAACUAUAGCAGUGGUUUUCACGCCGGCGGCAAUCAACAACAGUCUGCCCACCAGCAGCUGUUUGGCUCUUCUGCUGCGCAGCGGCCGAAAGUACAAGGUGGCGGUCUUGUAGCUGCCCGCGCAGCGCUUUUGAAUAAUGGCGGCGCGCUGACGCCUUCUUCUUCAGAGGAACGUCUCUCUGCUGAUAACUAUCAUGGCUUUGGUGGUGGCGCCGGCAAUAACAAACUCAUGAAAUCGCCUUCGCAUGGUCACUUAGAAGCGCAACGCUCACUCAGCGGCGGCAGCAGCUCAUCAUCGUCUGGCGCCAAUAUUGGACUCGGACCGGUCUCCAUACAAUCUACAGCGAGUGGUGCGCGCAUGCCACGCACUAAUCCACAAUUUAAACGCGAAGAUGUUUAUGCGCCCGUUAAUGGUGCUGGUCACAGCAGUGGCAGUUAUAUGCCAGCAGCAGCAGUGGCAGCGUCUAACGCGGCAAGUGGUCUCUUCAGUAAUAACGGCUUUGGCAAACCGAGCAGUGGGCUGGCGCACAAUGGCGUCGGCAUGGGUGGACGCUAUCAGCGGCGCUUGAGUUUGGACUCGGCGCGCACGCUCAGCGAUAGCUCAACAGAUACGGAAGGUCAUUGCGCGCCACACGAGGGCAAACGCCGUCGUCAACCACGCGCGCACACCAACGCCGCCGCUCAUCACCAUCAACAGCAACACGUUACGGCAGCCGGCAACAGCAGCACUGGCGGUAGCGCAGGCAGCGCGAAUAGCGGCAGCUUCGAUCAAAAUGGCGAAAUACAAUUGCUGCAGGAAACUCUCGAUACGCUGCGUCACACGCUCGAUCGCGAUGAGGCCGAGCUACGUGAUUCGAGUGAUGAGCUAUUCGCCUUGAAUCGUCACAAUAGCGUUAAUGGCGGUAGCGGCGGCAGUGGUGUGAGUAAUCUGAGUAUGCAAUCGGAGUCGACAAUGCGCAGUAUUAUUGAUAGGCUUAUCACAAUGGAGGAGGAGUUGCGUCGCGAACAGCUGAAAAUGUCGUUGGCUUUGUCACACAAACAGCGCGUCAUCGAGGAGCAAGGUCAGCAAAUUGCCGCGCUCGAUGCGGCUAAUAGUCGUUUGUUGAGCGCGCUUACUGCACUACGUCAGCGCUAUGAAACGCAGCAGCAGCAGCAGCAGCAACAACAACAGCAACAGCAACAGCAACAGCAAACGAGCUUAGCGUCGUCAGGCGCGCAGCAAACACAACAACAGCCGGCGCAGUGAAGGAAAAAAAAUAUAAUAAAAUAAUUUCUAUUAUUAAAUUAAAUUUAUUAAAUUAUUUAGUCUGUAAGAAAGGUGUGCGGUCGCAGUAUAAAAGCGGCUGACGUGUGAGCACAUGCACGUAAGUUGGGCAGUGUAGGCGGCAAGGUGGAGAUUUGAAGGUAGAAAUCAAGCCAAUUAAGCUUUCAAUUUGUGCGCUAAAUGUAAAAAAUAAAAAAAAAUAUAAAAAAUACAUACAUA
Molecule: messenger RNA, 7866 nt
Organism: Ceratitis capitata (Mediterranean fruit fly)
Lineage: Eukaryota; Metazoa; Arthropoda; Insecta; Diptera; Tephritidae
Gene: raskol
Product: probable Ras GTPase-activating protein
Exons: 7
Coding region: 454-7629 (2391 amino acids)
Biological process (GO): regulation of GTPase activity
Source: RefSeq, a predicted model, not a curated record